Molecule: messenger RNA, 966 nt
Organism: Ramularia collo-cygni
Lineage: Eukaryota; Fungi; Ascomycota; Dothideomycetes; Mycosphaerellales; Mycosphaerellaceae
Exons: 1
Coding region: 1-966 (321 amino acids)
Source: RefSeq, a predicted model, not a curated record
AUGAAGGCCUCUCAACUCUACUUGACCCACCUCGCUCUCGCCAGCUGCACAACAGCCAUACAAUACGGCCCAACAACCGGCUCCGGCUACGGCCCCUCAGCACCAGGAACCCCCGACUUCCUAACCCUCAACCACAACCCAAAACUCUCCAAAUCCCAACUUCUGACAUCCGGCUGGGGAAUAGCAACCGAAAUCCCAGGCGGCAAAUCCCCCUCCCAGACUCUCACAUGGCGCAUCAACAUCACCGAAGCCGCAAUCCCAAACGCCUCAAACGCUUCUUCCGGUCCAAUCCCUAAUCCUCGAAUGCUCAAUACAGUCUACGAUCUCUCUUGGCAAGGCGAUGGGAAUCUUCAAGAAACAAUGUCGGAAAUCCAGAAAGAUGCCAAGCCUUCGAGGAGUGAAGAUCUAGAAGCUCCACAACUUUGCGCUACGGUUUUCACGGCGUUUUUCCCGGCGAAUGUUACGAAUGCGUAUACUGCUUCUUCGCAGGAUAGCUGUUCUGGCGCUCUGGGAGAUUGUUUAGGACCUCUCCUUUCCACAACGGGUACUACUGGAGCAAGCGGCUGUCCUAUAGUACGAGAUCCUUCCACUAUUCCCGCUUGCGCGGGGGUUUUUGAAAAUAAUGGGGCGCCUGCUACGCUGGAACUCACGCAGAAUGGGACUGGGAUUGCGAAUUCUUCGUUUCCGUUGUUGUCGGGAAAUGGGUUUUUCUUUCAGUCUAGUGGGGUUUAUGAGGAGGGGAAUCGGACGGUUUGGGAUCAGGAGAGGUUGAGGUUGCAUGUUAUGGUUUUGGAUACGGUUCGGAGUGCUAGGAGGGCUGUGUGUUCGAGGGUUGAUGCGGAGCUUGAGGCGGAGGGGAGGAGUACUGGUGCGGCUGAUGGGAUUGGGGCUGCGGUUGGGGGGUCGAGGGUGAGUUUUUGGGGGGUUGGAGGGGCUUUUUUGGGGGCGUUGGCGCUUUUGUCGUAG